This is a messenger RNA of Candidozyma auris, 1080 nucleotides long. RefSeq lists its product as uncharacterized. The transcript has a single exon. The record is from RefSeq and is a predicted model, not a curated record. Bases 1 to 1080 code for a protein of 359 amino acids. Lineage: Eukaryota; Fungi; Ascomycota; Pichiomycetes; Serinales; Metschnikowiaceae. Gene Ontology annotation, molecular function: hydrolase activity, acting on carbon-nitrogen (but not peptide) bonds, in linear amidines.
AUGGGUAACAUUUUUGCAAUCUACCCCGGAAAGAACCAAGGUUUUCCAACGGGAAUCGGCUCCCACUUGGAUACACAGCCAACUGGCGGUCGAUAUGAUGGUGUCUUGGGAGUCUUGACUGGCCUUGAAGUUUUGAGAACUUUCAAGGAGAACAACUUCGUUCCCAACUACCCUGUGUGUGUAGUUAACUGGACCAACGAGGAAGGGGCCAGAUUUCCUGUCAGCAUGAUGUCAUCUUCAGUAUGGGCUGGAACCCAUAAGAAAGACGACAUUUACCAGUUGAGGAGCGUGACAGACGCAAAGCCCGUCUCAGUCAAAGAGGAGCUAGAAAGAAUCGGGUAUAUGGGAGACGUCGAGUGCUCUUACGAAGCUAACCCUUUGGCAGCGCAUUUUGAGCUUCACAUUGAGCAAGGUCCAAUCUUGGAGGAGACAGCCAAAAAAAUUGGUCUCGUGCAAGGUAUCCAAGCAUUGAGGUGGUUUGAGGUGAAAGUAAAAGGAAAAGCUCAACAUACUGGUACUACGCCCUUAAGGAGCAGAAGUGAUGCCCUUCUUGCAGCGUCUAAAAUUGUUAUCAGAGGCAACGAGAUAGCACAGAAGUAUGAUGGUCUUUGCAGCGUGGGGAUCAUGGAAUUGCAACCAGCAGUGGUGAAUGUCAUUCCACAGGAUGUGAAGUUUAUCGUCGAUAUGAGAAACCCAGACGAUAACAAACUCAACCUUAUGUAUGAGGAGAUUCAGAAUGCCAUGGAUCAGAUUAUGAAAGAAAGUGGGGUCAGGCUAAGCUUCGAGUUGAACGAGCUCCUCCACCAGAGAGCUGUACAUUUUGACGAAGAGUGUAAGAAGUGUAUCAAAGAAGCGGCCAUCGAGCUCUAUGGCGAAGACCAGACCUUGCCAAUUGUCAGUGGUGCUGGCCACGACAGCGGUCUCACGGCGCUCAAAUGUCCCACGGCCAUGAUCUUCAUUCCUUCGAGAGACGGUGUGUCCCACAAUCCCGAGGAAUAUAGCACUCCCGAGCAAGUUCACGAAGGGUUUGAGGUGAUGUUGAAUGCCGUGUUGAAGUAUGACGCUCAGCGGAAGGAGUAG